Molecule: messenger RNA, 3359 nt
Organism: Lipotes vexillifer (Yangtze River dolphin)
Lineage: Eukaryota; Metazoa; Chordata; Mammalia; Artiodactyla; Lipotidae
Gene: EFNB1
Product: ephrin B1
Exons: 5
Coding region: 795-1835 (346 amino acids)
Biological process (GO): ephrin receptor signaling pathway; axon guidance
Cellular component (GO): plasma membrane
Molecular function (GO): ephrin receptor binding
Source: RefSeq, a predicted model, not a curated record
CUGAGCAGGGGAGUAGACAGCUCAGCGGCGGCGGAGGGAGUGUGUGCGCGCUGGUCAGCAGUGGGAGGUGUGUGAGCCUCGCACUGACCGUAGAGCCUCGGGCGCAAUCGCCAGGGAGCUAGGACUCGGCAACUGGGCUGCCGGGCCACCCGGCCUAGGCUUCAGAGGCGCAAACUGAUGGGACUAGCUCGCUCGGCAGUGUCUCCGCGCUCUUCUAAGUACACUGAGCGGGCCCCGCGCUGAAGUCGAAGCUGUCGGGGGGCGCGCAGCCCGGAGUCCCAGUGUGGCCUGGAGGAACGGAGCCCGUGCCAGGGCGGCCCGGUCGGGAGCCCCCAGACCGAGCUCGUGUGGUGGGGAGACUCCCACUUCUUACCAGGGGUGCCGAUCCCGGGGCGGUCGAGGCGUCCGGGUGGCCACCGAGUCCCCAGCGGUGAGACCCCGUCGGGGAGAGGUCGCACAGUCCCAAACAGUCUCGGGGAGCCGAGCGGAAUCGGACGGGAUCACCCGGGGGCGCAGAGCCCCCGUCGUGCUUCGUGCGGCGGAGAGGCCAGUGGAGCGGGCCCUCGGAGGCCACAGCUCAUGCUCGGGUUGGGGGCGGCUGCCCAGUGAGUCCUCCUGGCCGGCGGGGCGGAGAAGAGCGACACCGAAGCCGGCGGGAGGGGAGCACUUCAAGGCCGGCGGCUGCGGAGGAUGGGCGCCUAAGCGUCUCGGAGCGCAGCGCGGCACAGGAAGGCGAGGCCAGCUUUGCUGAGGAGGCGCCAGGGGAUCCCGAAGUGCAGCCUGCCCCAGGGAAGAUGGCCCGGCCUGGCCAGCGUUGGCUCGGCAAGUGGCUUGUGGCGAUGGUCGUGUUGGCGCUGUGCCGGCUCGCCACCCCGCUGGCCAAGAAUCUAGAGCCCGUGUCCUGGAGCUCCCUCAACCCCAAGUUCCUGAGUGGGAAGGGCCUGGUGAUCUACCCAAAGAUUGGAGACAAGCUGGACAUCAUCUGCCCCCGAGCAGAAGCUGGGCGGCCCUAUGAGUACUACAAGCUGUACCUGGUGCGGCCUGAGCAGGCAGCUGCCUGCAGCACCGUGCUCGACCCCAAUGUGCUGGUCACCUGCAAUAGGCCAGAGCAGGAAAUUCGUUUCACCAUCAAGUUCCAGGAGUUCAGCCCCAACUACAUGGGCCUGGAGUUCAAGAAGCACCACGAUUACUACAUUACCUCUACAUCCAAUGGGAGCCUGGAGGGACUGGAGAACCGGGAGGGAGGUGUGUGCCGCACACGCACCAUGAAGAUUGUCAUGAAGGUUGGGCAAGACCCCAAUGCUGUGAUGCCCGAGCAGCUGACUACCAGCCGGCCCAGCAAGGAGGCAGACAACACUAUCAAGGUGGCUACACAGGCCCCCGGUGGUCGGGGCUCCCUGGGUGACUCUGACGGCAAGCACGAGACUGUGAACCAGGAUGAGAAAAGUGGCUCCAGUGGGAGUGGAGGCAGCAGCGGGGACCCCGACAGCUUCUUCAACUCCAAGGUGGCAUUGUUUGCGGCCGUGGGCGCCGGCUGCGUCAUCUUCCUGCUCAUCAUCAUCUUCCUGACCAUCCUGCUGCUGAAGCUGCGCAAGCGGCACCGCAAGCACACGCAGCAGCGGGCGCCCGCCCUCUCGCUCAGCACCCUGGCCAGUCCUAAGGGGGGCAGUGGCACGGCGGGCACCGAGCCCAGCGACAUCAUCAUCCCCUUACGGACUACAGAGAACAACUACUGCCCCCACUAUGAGAAGGUGAGUGGGGACUACGGGCACCCUGUCUACAUCGUCCAGGAGAUGCCGCCCCAGAGCCCCGCGAACAUCUACUACAAGGUCUGAGGGCCCUGGCAGCCUCGGCCCCGAGGGACAGUCGGCCGGGACUGCACCUCUCCAUCCUCACCCACAUCCCUCCCCUUGCCAGCUGUGCCCAUCUUUGUAUUUAGUUUUGUAGUUUCUUGGCUUUUAUAAUCCCCCUUUUGCUCCGCCCCCUGGGCUUCAGAGGGGGGUGCUUGUGCCCCCAGCCCCCAUGCUCUUGUGCCUUCCCCCUCUGGCCAGGCCUUUGGGCUCUGCGGGGGCACCCCUUCUUGGAGGGCAGGGUCGGACGCUGAUGGACAGCAGGCAGGGAGACGCCCGCCCCGGCCCUGUGCCCCCUCGCCCCCUUUCUCCCUUCCCAGGACUUCUUGUCCGCUAUCAUCACUGUUUUUAAUGUUUUUGUGUUCAUUUUUUUAGCUGUCAACUCAUUUUCAUCUGUUUUCUUUUCUUUUCUUUUUUUUUGAAGAAAAAUGGAAAAAUGGAAAAGACAGCCCCUCCCCAGGUUUUCUGAGCCCAGCCUUCCGCAGUGUCAGGGGCCUGGGGCAGGAUGUGGCCAGCCGGGAAGCAUAGGAUGGCAUUUCUUUUAUAAACUCGUUGGCAUAUUUUUUGUGGGGAGGGGACAGGCCAGGGCUGUUCUUGCCCACGAGGGAAGACAAGAGUGCCAUUGGGCAAGGUGUCUCACCCUCCCCCACUGACCCUCCUUCUACAGUGCUGAUCUUGGCAAUGGGGUAGUGGCUGCCACCCUUCCACCAAAAACAAACAAACAAACAAACAAACAAAAAACUUCCUGUGGGAUACUUGGGCAUAUCCUGCCUCCCUCACUCUCACGGUUAUUAAUGUCUUAAUUGGCUGUUGCCUGGGGAACAGGAGAGCUGCUGCAGGCAGAUGACCUCAUGGGGGGUGGAGGGAGGUGAGGUGCCCAGGUGGCUAUUUGCCCUGCAGAGCUGGGAGUUCCCCCUUCUCCGCGCUGCCCUGUUCUCCCCUCACCUUUGGCACCCUUCGGCCCGGUGGGGAAACAGAGGCCCAGGGCGGAGAACUAAGCGGGUAUAAGGCCAGGUAGCCUGCUUCUUUUCUGGGCUCUAGCUCAGGUGGGUGCCCCCCUAACCCAGCUCCCGCUAGCCCCCCAAUCUUGGGCUGGGGCUUGGAAAGAGGAAGAGGCUUGCCUAGGGCUGGGCCAGCACGCCGUGCACUUUGACCCCGGCUCCUUGCCAGCACGGCUGCUAACAGACUGCCACUAGCAAGCGCCUUGCAGGCACUCCCAGAGUGGCCAUGGAAGGAGCUGGGCCUCCCACCAUCCACUUCCACACUGCCUCCUGGCCAGGUGCCCACCCCACUGCCAGGUGGGAGAGGGAGCGGAACAGCCAGCCCCUUCCAGGUGGCAGUCGAAAGGUUUUUUUUGUUUUUGUUUCUGUUGCCAUUUGUGUAAAUACUAGUCUUUUUUGGAAAAAAAAAAUAAUGUAAAGAUGUUUUGUAUAAACUCUGAAUUAUUUUCUUGUUGCUUUUUUCUUAGAAAAAAUGAGAACUAAAAAAAAAAUUAACCACAUGGAGAAA